Hemiscyllium ocellatum (epaulette shark) is the source of this 2065-nucleotide messenger RNA. RefSeq names its product mitochondrial ribosomal protein L45 (gene mrpl45). Bases 18 to 983 code for a protein of 321 amino acids. The transcript is spliced from 8 exons. NCBI's taxonomy places the organism in Eukaryota, Metazoa, Chordata, Chondrichthyes, Orectolobiformes, Hemiscylliidae. The record is from RefSeq and is a predicted model, not a curated record. Gene Ontology annotation, cellular component: mitochondrion.
GCUGUGGGAGUGCGAAGAUGGCGGCGCCCAUAGGAAGGCUGCUGCAGGCUGUGGAGCAGCCUCUGGGCAGGGGCCUGAGCGCCAACAGGCAGGUUUGCCAAGGCCUAGAAGCACUACUUAGUCCCGUAAAGCUGUGUGCCUCUGCUGCCAUCAUUACUGUGAGAACAAAGAAGAGACAUUAUGUUCCACCACGUAAACAGGACAGCUCCGUUGAUCAGGAGAAAGCAGCUCGGGCUGCAGGACUGGUGAUUCGGCAGCAAUACAUGGAACGACCCAUCAACAUUUCGUGUACAGCUGGAAUAUUUGAUCCAUAUAUUCCACCUGAAGGGGAUGCUCGCAUGUCCUCCCUAACAAAGGCAGGAUUUAAACAACGUUUAGAGCAGACCAAGCAAAGUGCAGCCUCACAGCUUGCAAUCCGAAAGGUGAAAGAACAUGAUCAAGAAUUCCGCUCCAAGGACUUUGCGUCAAAGGCCCAAGAUAUUUAUAUAGAGGCACACAACUGCCUUGUGAAUUUUGACAAAGUAUCACUUCACAAGUUGGUAACCGAGCGCUGUUAUCCGGAUAUGGUGCGUGGCAACAGGUACAAGACCAUUCGUUGGAGGUUUCUGCAGUCGCUGGAAGCACCGAAGUUGGUGCAUGUCCGAUGUCCUGACAUGGUCAGCAAAGGAAACCUCUACGGUCAGGUUACCGUAAGAUUUCACACUCAGCAGACCUUGGCAAUAUAUGAUCGAUUUGGUCGUCUGAUGUAUGGCAAUGAAGAUCUACCGAAAGAUGUCCUGGAGUACGUGGUGUUUGAGAGACAUUUAGUUAAUCCCUAUGGUUUGUGGAGAAUGCAUGGAAAGAUAAUACCUGCAUGGGCUCCUCCCAAAGACCCAAUCAUUAAGACCAUUAUGAUCCCUGCACCCAAACUCGAGCCAUGGGAAGAGAUUGAGGUGAAGAAUAUUGAAAUCCCCAAACCUGAAUCCGUACAAUGGAGCAAGUGAGGAGCAGCGCAGUGUGUGAGAGGGACUGGAAAUUGAGUUUGAGCUGUGCUGCUUUCCCUGGGGUUUCAUGUUUCAUUCAAUACGGUGGACAUGAGUUGAAUUUUUACACACCACAUUGUCCUUUGUUCAUGAGCUUUAGUCUGCAAGGAAAACCUGGAUAAUGCAAAUCCCCCUCCACUAAGAGUUAAUGUAUGUCAGAACACAUCAGUUUUCCUUCAGCCCUAGGAUCACUUAAACCUGGAAUCAGUGCCAGAAUUCCCUUUUCUCAGUCUAAUUUCAGAGUGAGCUUCUUUCAGUUUUUAUUAUUCCAAGCAUUUAUUUCUGAGCAGUUGCUCCAACCUUGUACAUUUCUGGCUACUGAAAGCUAGGUUUAACAGGAGACAUACACACAUUAGCUUUAUUUUAAAAUUGUAGUGAAUACUGUUUUAACUUGUUUCUUAUAUAAAGACCUAGAGAAAUCUUCUGGUUAUUUAUCACUGAUACAUUCAAACAUCUAUAUAAGGAGAGAACAAAGAACAUGGAAUUUAUCUUAAACAAAAACCAAAAGAACUGCAGAUUGCAGUAAAUCAGAAACAAAGGCAGAAAUUGCUGGAAAAGCUCAGCAGGUCUGGCAGCAUUUAUGGAGAGAAAUCUGAGUUAAUGACCCGAUCCGAAACGUUAACUCUGCUUUCUCUCCACAGAUGCUGUCAGACCUGCUGAGCUUUGCCAGUAAUUUCUGUUUUUGUUUGGAAUCUAUUCUCUAGUAUUUAAUUUUGAUUUGGUUUUCACUUCUUCCAAUGUAGAGUAAUUAAUACUCAGGAUGAGUGCUGAAGUUGUAGCUUAAUGGGCUAAGUUUAAAGGUGGGGAAUUUCAAGGUUUUUAUGGAGACCUUACGUGAUCUAGGGAAUAAGAUAGACCUUCAGAUCAGGUGUCAGUCUUGCAACUUAUUCCCUAGGAUUGACUUCCAGAUUGCAUGAAGGGUUCCAAUUUGUAAAUAAUGGUAAAGAGCUCUGAUUUGGAGUUCAAGAUUUACUGUUUCUCUUUAAUAAUGAAUAAAAUCUUAAGUAUAUGUAUUGUGUGUAAAAAGCACAAGAUUUAAUGCA